ACCUCCAAACAGAAUCUGACACACCUGUUCUCCAUCCACCAAUCAACACCAUGCAGUAUAUCUGCUCUCCGGCUCUCCGCUGCUCCAUGCCAGCCAGCUGUCCUCACCCAGUCUACCUGCUCACGGAGCUUCCAUCCACACACCUGGUUACUCUUUUGAUUUGUUUGUACAAUAAACCAAAACUAACCUAAACUUCAACUCUCUCUGUGUCAAGUUGUGCUUUUUGGGUCCAGAAUCUGUGUAACACAUUCUUUCAUUUUUCAUACCUGCUGUUUUCUGUUUAGGAACGAAGGUCAAAUUUACGUAGCAAUCGACGCCACACAUCGAUUUAGCAAACAUUAAGGGGCACAGGAAUUUAAAGCAUUCGGUUCACCUGACUUGCAUGUGUCGGGAGGAAACUGGAGCACACAAAAAAGCCUGCAACUGAGACCAAACUCUGAAUAAAAGUCUUUUUAAAUGUUGAAUCCAGGACAUUUUACUGCAAAGCUUGUGGUAACUUGAAAAAUGUGUUAUUUCCCCUUGUUUAUAGAUUUCAGUUUAUUUGUUUGUUUCAGCAAACUAGCUGGAGCUUUAUGGGAAAGGACACACCCACAGGCCUUCAAGGUCAUUUAACUAACUCCACGCACAAGUCUUCAGUUUUGGCUCACACGUACCAAAAUAUACUAGACGCUUGACAACUUUACAAGUCAAAUAUCAACUCUUAAAUUGAAAAAGAAAACAUGGUAUGGAGAUGACGUACUGAGCCUGCAACUGAGACCAAACUCUGAAUAAAAGUCUUUUUGAGUGUUGAAUCCAGGACAUUUUACUGCAAGGCUCGUGGGAACUUGAAAAAUGUGUUAUUUUCCCUUGUUUAUAGAUUUCAGUUUAUUUGUUUGUUUCAGCAAACUAGCUGGAGCUUUAUGGGAAAGGACACACCCACAGGCCUUCAAGGUCCUUAGUAACAUCAUACAGCCUCUCUCUACUCUCUAAUUAUCUGGACUGACCUCAGUGUGCACUUAAGCAGGAGCUAAACUGGCUGCUGCUGCUUGUACAGAGGAUACUUGACUGUCUCUUCCUAACAUGAAAAAACAAGUGACAUUUGCAGACAGUCAGACGGUCCACAGGCUCCAUCAGGAUGAACCUUUGCCAAGGAGCACUGGGAUGAAUGAGUCAAAAAUGGCAUUAAAAGAUGCCAGCGUAAACUUCAGCAAUGGUUUGAAAAUCAACAGACCACCAGCUGCAAGAUGUGAGCCCCAGCACGUAACGACCGUACAAAUCCCCAAAACCAUGACCGCAGCCCCAUUUCUGAAGCACACAGCACUAACACCAGCUCAGAAGGAGUAUCUGUACACCAUUGCAGCUUCCUCCAGCGCCGCACACGUGCGUAACCUCAUCACCCGACACUACAUGAACGUGCUGCACAGGUGUAUACGAGCAGGCUACAGCCCUGAAAGAGACGACCUUGUGGCUUCUGUUACCUCACCGGGGACUAAUGAGAGUCAUAAACAUCGAUCAGAAGUUCCUUCGAGGGCAAAACACAAGGAGAAGACAAACACUAGUGGAAGAGAUCCUGGGAAAUCCUUUCUUCCAAAAAUCCCAAACAGACAAGCCAGGCUUUCCAACGCAUCAGGAUCAAAACAAAGAAAGAUGAAGAAAAGUACAACAUCGCCCACAUUGAGACCAAAACGUCCAAGACGAGCCAGGAUCAAGCUGUUGGAGGAGGAGGAAGAGGAGGAGGAAGGACUGGGCGACUGUCUGAGAGAGUGUUUGAGUUCACUCUCUUUGGGAGAAUGGGAUGAUGACACUUUCUCAGAUUUACGACACUUCUAUUGAAACUUGAGUUGUCGCAAUAACAUUUUGUGUCGAUAUAUAACCUGAGAAUAAUUGUGAGUGGGAUUUUUCUCCCCACUUUCAAACCUCUUGGUUGUGGUCAUGGACAAAUAAUUUGUGAAACUGGGGAGCUUAUAGAAGUAAAAUACAGAAAACACAGCAAAAACACAUUAUAGCUUGUGAGUAGCAGCUCAGUUUGCAGUGUUUAGUCAUUAAACCUGCACAGGGUCAUUCUGUAGUUUGAUGCCCCCAAGUGGCAGCGAGAGAAAAUGUCUUGAAGACUUCAUUUCCAGGAAAUCACAUGUGCAGGGAAAGAUUAGCAAUGGGAUCACAUUUCAUUGCCUAAACUUGUAAGUGCUCACAACACUGGUGGAAGAAGUAGUCAGAUCCUUUGCUUAAGUAAAAGUACUAGUACAACAAGUCCUGCAUUUAAAAUCUUACUUAAGUAAAAGUACAAUAUAUCAUUAGCAAAAUGUAGCCUACUUAAAGUAUCAAAAGUACUUGUUCAGCAGAGAAAUGGCCCUUGACUGGCUUAUUAUUAUACAAUAUAUUACAUAAAAUAUUGUUAAUACAGAUUCAUCAACGUUAGAGCAGCAUUUUACUGCUGCUGUCAAGGUGGAGCUAGUUUUAACUACUUUGGAUACAGUUAGGUGGUUUAGUCCAGUGGUUUCCCAACCUAGGGGUCGAGCCCCUCCAAAGGGUCACAAGAUAAAUCUGAGGGGCCGUGAGAUGAUUAAUGGGAGAGGAAAGAAGAAAAAACUAAGUUCUGCUACAAAACUCUGUAGUAAUUUUUCACUUUCACUAUCUUUUUUCUUUUUGUGAAAAUGUAUCUCUCUGGGCCUCAAACAGUUAUUUAAAUGAAACCAUCUGAGAAGUUUAUUGUGGAAAUGUCUGUUUGGUAGAGCUGCUAACGGCUCACAGACAUCUGAAACGUGACAAGGGGCCCCAAACCAGUUUUCUUGCAACAGAUCAAUGUUGGAAAUGACUGUGUUGUAUUUUAUAAGCUCAUCAUAUGUGUUUUAUGUAAAUAUUAAUUUGAAAAGUAACUUGUAAUGCAUCUGUCAAAUACAUUUGGGUCAAAAAGUACAAUAUUUCCCUCUGAAAUGUAGUGGAGUAGUAUAAAGUAGCAGAAAAUCUAAGUACAAAUACCUCAGAACUGCACUAAAGUACCUCAGUAAACGUACUUUCCAUCACUGGCAACCACAUAGACAUUUUUAUUGGCAACUUUCGUGUAAACUAAAACAAUGAUGAUUUUUUUUUAAAUACCUUUAACUGCAGGUAUAACAUGGACUGCAGCCAUGUUUCCUAUAUACUACAUGCUAUAUGGGAUACUAUAUGGUUAAUCCAACAUUAACUCAACACUAUUCAGACUGAAGAUUCUUCUUCAUAAUGUCUGGUGGGAAAAGUGAAGUUCAGUUGUUAUUUAGGACACUUUCAGCCCAAAAACCAUCCCAGACACCAGAGUUACAUGUUGCUAGCACAGCUAUCUAUCCAUUCUUUACAUAAAUUUCACAAGUUGUAAAUCUCAAAUUCUCCACACAUGCUUCAUAUGUUCUGCAUCAGUAGUGCUGGAGAGAUGGAAAUGUAUCAAGAGAAACGAGGCAUUGCUAAUUUACUUGAUGUGAGUAAUAAACCUUUCCCUUACCAAACCUCUAAAACCCCCUCGAUGUAUUAAUUUAAUUUUCUACAUUAAUUUGUCUGCUAAAAUAUAUUGUUGGUUAAUUUUAUCUCCCUACAUGAAGGUCUAAAUGUUCUCUACAAUGUCAUAAAUAUAAUUAUGGUAGGGAAAUACUAAAUCCAUUUCUUCUAAAAAUGUUUGGCCUAAAAAGUCAAAUCCAAUAAUAUUGUCUCUAAAAAAUAAAAAAAAAGCAGAACCUGCCUCUAAAAAACACCACAUUUUUUGUGUAAUUGUGUUGUUAAAAAGCCGAAAUUGAGAUUGUCCUCAAUGUUAACUAAGGCUUACAGUACAGUACAGUUACUCAUUUACCCACCAAAUUCCACCAUAUGGCAAAAAGUAUGAGGACAUGCCUGACACCUUUUGAUCUGAGGCUUUUUUUUUAUGGUUUUGGACAAGACUCCCUAAUUCUAGUGAAAGAAAAUAUUAAUUCUACAGCAUACAAUGAUAUUUUAGACACUAGUGUGCUUCCAAAUUUGUGUCAGCAGUUUGAGGAAGUCCCUUUCCUGUUUCAACAUGACAAUGCACAAAGCCAGUCCCAUUAAGAAAUGUUUAUCCCGGUUUGAUGUGGAAGAACUUGACCGGCUGACCUCAACCCGAUCCGACACCUCUGAUGAACUGGAACGCCGACUGUGAGCCAGACCCGGUCACCCAACAUCAGUGUUGGACCUCACUAAUACUUUUAGCCAUUUAGUGAAACUGUCUUGAGUUUCACCAACAUUAACGGUGAGCUGGGAGAAAAUUUAAGGACUUUUGAGAUCUACUGUACACUUAAAAAAAUUAGGGAGUAUAUGUCUAAGUAUAAGUGUUGAUACUAAUUUUAAACACUAAGAAAAAUAACAAUUAAAAUACAAUAUUUGGAGUAACUGUUCCUUCUCUACUACCUCAACCACAGUAUUAUCCAUUAUAUGCAUACAUUUAUAUUGUGCUACAUCAAUGGUUUACACCUUCAAAUAAGCACAAGAAUUAUUAUUUUUAUUAUUUAAGAAAAAACAACUGAUGGAGUGAAAUCAGAUCUUUAUUGUGUGUGGGGGGGGGAUUAAUGAAAAAAGACUGACUACAUGAAGCUAAAGGCCUGUUGGUUACAUGUACAGGACAUGACGAGGGCG
Messenger RNA from Siniperca chuatsi (mandarin fish), 4593 nucleotides. Its product is annotated as protein FAM216A. Lineage: Eukaryota; Metazoa; Chordata; Actinopteri; Centrarchiformes; Sinipercidae. Bases 1060 to 1812 code for a protein of 250 amino acids. The record is from RefSeq and is a predicted model, not a curated record. The transcript is spliced from 7 exons.